Molecule: messenger RNA, 702 nt
Organism: Gongylonema pulchrum
Lineage: Eukaryota; Metazoa; Nematoda; Chromadorea; Rhabditida; Gongylonematidae
Source: the annotation of a GenBank genome assembly
AUGAUAAAAAGUCGAAGAGCCCGUGAUGCGCAGUUAGGGGCGCCGUUGCCGGAAUCGUCGGGUUCGUCGCCGCUGCACAAUGUCUCUGGCAGCUCCGAUGAGAAAUCCAUGCAACAGCAGCAUAUCAAUGGUGCACUGUCUCCGCUGCACACUCGACGCGGACCACAUGGCACUGGCGCAUCCACAGCGCCCGAUUUUGCGGAGUUCGAUUAUCGUCGUGAGUGCCCUCGUUUGGUGGCUGUGGCGGAGGAGGAGAAGUUCGAUGAUAUUGUUGCAGCUUUUGCUGACUUGGAUAAAUUACAGGAGGAAUUAGAACACAUUUUAAUACAUACAACAGAUCAUCAAAAGAAAAUUUGCGGAGAGAUUACAUUUAUCAACACGGGGGAUUACCCUGCGAAUGAUAUAUCAAGACGACCGAUGCCUGUAUACGAGCUGAAUGCCUUGGAGCCGAUUCCAGGCUGCAGCACAACUUCCAAUAAGACAGCAGAAAACCCCUAUGGGGAAAUGGAUUCGCCCGAUGAUAACUUUGACGUCUGGCCGCCCGUUAAUUUACCCCGAAAAUUCUGGGUAUUUGUGCGUGAAUAUCUCGAUCCCAUAGAUGAGGAAUAUUUACAGCUGUGGUGGUCAGACAUUGUGCAACUGUUUUAUGCUGAUGACGAUGAUGGUCGCGAUUUACCUCCCAGGCUUUUCCCAAGUAUUUGA